AGGAGCAUUUCUAUGAUUUCAUGGUAAGAAGUGCUACCGAAUAAUUUUUGAGCACGCAUUUUGGUGUCAUGGCGUCCUCCUGUUCUCAAGCUCUCAGGCAUCAUGUGUGUAAGAGCAGCAGAUUAUUGCGCGUUCAUCUGCAGAAGUCAUGGACAAAUAGGUCAUUUGAAGGGGCUGUAUGUGUCAGCUCAAGUUUUGCUCUAAAUUCUGCUGCAGAUCAACAACCUGCCGUUUCUUCACCAGAGGAAAUAGUCAUUCCAAAGAAGAAAACAUGGAGCAAAGAGGCCGUCUUACAGGCACUGGCAUCCACUGUGAAAAGGGAUCCUACAGCCUCUGAUUACAGAUUCCAGGAUGAUCCAUAUCUCACUCCAAAAACAUCAUCAGAGUUUAAAUUAUUUUCCUUGUCCCAGGAGUCGGGCAGAAAUGCUGCUAAAUAUUUCAUCAAUACAUACCCAAAAUACUUCCAGAAAGACUACGCACAGCCUCAUAUUCCUUGUUUGAUGCCGGACACUCUUGAGGCUCAGAUAGAGGAGGUGUCUGAAGCUGCUCUCAUAGAGAGAAUUGGGAUGAGAAAAGUCAAAGCUGCUGUGGAUCUGUACGACCAGCUGCUGCAGGCCGGUACAUCAGUGUCAUUGGAUGUGACCAAUCAGUUGUUAGAUCUGAUUUGUUUCUAUGGAGAUCAUGAUCCGGCGCAAGAGAACGUCCCAGAACAGAGGAAUGAGGAGACGGAGGAUGUUCAGGAUGAACCGCAGGCUAAAAAAGGAAGAGCAGCUAAAGCUAGUGAUUUACUGAAGGCCACCUGGAAAGAGAAGAAUAAUGCAGAGAGGAUCUUUGCGCUGCUGUCAGAGCCAAACACGCAUUCAUACAGCGCUCUGAUACGAGGCAUGGUGAAGUAUGGAGCUUAUUCUAAAGCGUUCAGCACCUACACUGACCUGCUCAACAGCCGACUGAAAGCCGAUGUGCACACGUUCAAUGCCCUGAUCACAGCCGCCCCGGAAGUAAAAGAGAAAUACAAUGAGAAAUGGGAGCUGAUAGUGGAUCUUUUGAAGCAGAUGGCAGAGCAGAAGGUCAAGCCGAACCUCCUGACGCUGAACGCUGUCCUGAAGGCUUUGAGACGCUGUGGCACUGUGGGCAAAUCGCAGGCCUUUCCUGUGAUCAGUGAGAUGAAGGCUCUCUCCAUCGAUCUCAGCCUGGCCUCUUACUCUCACUUGCUCGCCAUAUUUUAUAAACCAGGUGCCCCAAUUCAGGGCCAAACGGACAUUCUACAGGAAGUGAUGAACGAGGUGUCAGGGAAGAGCUUCACUCCUCAGGACCCUGAUGAUGCACAGUUCUUCAUUACUGCUAUGAGAAUUUGUCUUGACACUAAGGACAUGGAGCAGGCGUACAGGGUCCAUGAGCUGCUGGGGGUUGGAGAGAAUUGGAGACUUCUGGGAAAUGAUUUCCAACAGAACAUUUACUAUGCGCGGUUCUUCAGUCUGCUCUGUAUGAUGGAGAACAUUGACGUGAUGCUGAAGUGGUACAGAGAUCUUGUUCCUUCAGUGUACUACCCCAGUUCUAACGUCAUGAGAGACCUGCUCCAAGCGCUUGAUACCGACAACAGAUUAGACCUCAUCCCACAAAUAUGGAAAGAUAUCAAACAGUUGGGGCAUGCAAACAGGCAGAAUCUAGUGGAAGAGUUGCUGACACUUAUGGCAAGAGAGAAGCAUAAUCAGGAGGUGCAGGAGUCGUUUGCUGAGUGUGCGCUGGACAUCAAGAAAAUAUACGACACGGGUGACCGGGGCAAAGUUUUGCUGAACUGGACGGCCGGUUCUCUCAGUGACCUCAUCUCUGUGUUACUAGCAGCUCAUAGGAGACAGGACGCCUGGGACAUGCUGAAACUCUUCAAAACGCACAACAGAGUUCCGAGUGAGGAGCUGCUGAACAAGUUCUUGAUGUGUGUAAAAGAGGAUGGUGAUGUGAAUCAGGCGGUGGAGCUGGUGCAGAUCUCAGCUGGCUUCUGUUUGCCCGGGACCCCAAAACUCAUCCAGAGGGUCCAGCAGGAGUUUGAGCUCACAGAGCAGCAGAGGAAAAUGUUGUCUGAUCUGGAGAUUCAGUCGUUUAACAGCGAGUAAAUCUCGGGCUGACGGAUGGAUCAUAGCAGCUAAAUAUCUGGAGAAAUGCCACUGUGUUAAUUAAUUUUUAAUGUCAUUAAUAAUUGUGUACUUGUCACAUGCACAGAUUUCAGUCUUCAUUCAGAUGGAAAGUAAAGUACUGUGAAAAAAAGAAGUUUUCUCCCAUUUCCUUGUGGAUUCUGGACUGGUUCUUCAGGACAGUUUCACCUUUUCUGCCGUAGUCUACAAAAUUCUAACUGUUGUUAUUAAAGCAUUUAGUGAGACUCUAAGUAGAAUAAUGCAUUCAGUAUCAAUGUUUGUUUGGCGCUUGAACUCAAAAUAUGGUCAUAUAAUUGAGGAUGAUGGAUUUAUUUUGUUGAAAUCUUUUAAAGUCUUUGAUGUGGUUGGAGAUACUUUUAUUUUUAAGGCACUUUAUCAUUUUGGGUAUAAACUAAAAUAAAUAAAUAUCAUCAAAUGUUUUAUGAUGACAUAAUCCUUUUGGUCUUCAGAAAAUUGACAAUCUUUAAAUGAAUUAAAAAUAAAUAAAUUCACAGCUUAAAUAAACAACUAUGUUCAAUUUCAGGACCUAAAAAUGCAAGCUCUGGAAAUACAGGCAUUCAGAUGCAAGCACUGUUACUGCAAUGCAUUUUUUUCUUUCAGUUAGUGCUAUUCAACAUGCUUUUUUGUUUCAAAGACAUGGCAGUAUUUUUCUUCCAUAUAUUUACCUCUGUUGUUUUUUAUGUUUGAAGAACUGAUGGCCAUGCUAGAAAAGAAGGCUAAUAUUGCUGGUAUUUAUGCAAAACAUAUGUAUUAGUAAAUUAAGUUUAUUAAAAGAAAUGAAUGCAAUAAACUCAAAUCCCUGGCUUCACAGACCAGACUUAAGCCUAAUCCUAGACUAAAAUGUAAGUCUGAGCUGUUUCAACUGAAAGAAACUUGCACUGAAAUAUAUCAAUGCCUUUGUUUUGUCUCAAGAUGCACACCAGUAAUGUUUUUUUUUUUUUAGGUAUGUGUUUAAAAAUGACUUAACUAUGGCCUAAUCCUGGUUUAGUCUAAGCCGAGUCUAGUGAAACUGGGCCUAAAUGUUUUGCCAAAGCAACAGUAUUAUAGUUCAGUACAUCAAAUUGAACUGAUCACUGAGCUCCAUUUAGCCUCGAUGCAAUAAGUUUGCAAUAAGCAAUUUUAAAAGAUGAAGAGAAAAUUGAAUGUCAGUAAAAUGUAGAAAAAUUAAUGUUAUAUUAGCAACUUGUCUUUUAAAACUCAUAUUUCACAUUACAAAAACAACAUUCUUCUACCAUAGAAACAUUGCCAAGUUCUAGAACAUGUUUUCUGAUUCUGAUGCAGAAAUGCUAGUUAGAUUAUUGUAAUGUUCUACAUGGUGCUUGUCCUGCAUCUUCAAUAAACCCCAAUUUUAUCAUUUC
This is a messenger RNA of Cyprinus carpio (common carp), 3508 nucleotides long. RefSeq names its product pentatricopeptide repeat domain-containing protein 3, mitochondrial-like. Gene Ontology annotation, biological process: mitochondrial translation. The record is from RefSeq and is a predicted model, not a curated record. Bases 69 to 2111 code for a protein of 680 amino acids. Gene Ontology annotation, cellular component: mitochondrion. NCBI's taxonomy places the organism in Eukaryota, Metazoa, Chordata, Actinopteri, Cypriniformes, Cyprinidae. The transcript has 24 exons. Gene Ontology annotation, molecular function: protein binding; rRNA binding; ribosomal small subunit binding.